Colletotrichum graminicola M1.001 is the source of this 969-nucleotide messenger RNA. RefSeq lists its product as uncharacterized. The record is from RefSeq and is a predicted model, not a curated record. The coding region runs from base 1 to 969 and encodes 322 amino acids. The transcript has 3 exons. Lineage: Eukaryota; Fungi; Ascomycota; Sordariomycetes; Glomerellales; Glomerellaceae. Gene Ontology annotation, cellular component: mitochondrial inner membrane. Gene Ontology annotation, molecular function: S-adenosyl-L-methionine transmembrane transporter activity.
AUGUAUGAGAUAUACGCAGCUGGUGCUGUAGCAGCAUUCACAGUGGACUGCCUGAUCUACCCUCUCGACACACUCAAGACACGGUACCAAAGCCGGGAUUUCGUCCAGACCUAUGCCUCUUCACCAGGCAGCAAGGCACCGCUCUUCCGCGGCCUCUACCAGGGCAUUGGGAGUGUCGUCUUGGCUACAUUACCAGCAGCUGGCAUCUUUUUCGCCACGUACGAGAGUAUGAAGAAGACAAUCUCCAAGACCGGCUCGGUCCCGCAACCGUUGGGGCACUCCUUGGCCUCAGCCAUCGCCGAGAUGGGUUCAUGUCUAGUACUUGCGCCCGCCGAGGUAAUCAAGCAAAACGCGCAAAUGCUCCGUCAAAAGAAGAGCGGCAACAGCAGAUCAAGUGGCAGACGAUCAACAUCUCUCGAGGCAUUGCGCCAAGUAACCAGCUCCGGGGCCCAGAGGCAGCUGUUCUCCGGAUACACGGCGCUGGUCGCGCGCAACCUGCCCUUCACGGCGAUCCAGUUCCCCAUUUUUGAAUACUUGCAGAAGACGGCGUGGGACUCGAGGACGCGGAGGAGGGGGCCAGGCGAGGAACAGGGACUCAUCGAGACGGCGGUGGUGACGGGGACCAGCGCCGGGGCUGCGGGUGCGUUAGCCGCGUUCAUCACGACGCCGAGCGAUGUCAUUAAGACGCGGAUGAUGCUGAGCGCGGGCGAGGCUAGUAGAGGAAGCGACGGAGGGGGAGCUUCGUCGAGGGAGGCUGGCGAUGCGCCGAAGCCCAAAAAGGGACGAGGAAGCCUGGAAGUGACGCGAGAUGUCUAUCGGCAGAACGGCGUUCGUGGGCUCUUCCGCGGUGGAGCGCUGCGCUCGGUGUGGACGGCGAUUGGCAGCGGCUUGUACUUGGGGACAUAUGAGAUGUCAAAGGUCUGGCUCACGCGAGGGAAGGACGAAGCACAUGUCGUUGAAGGGUUGUGA